Messenger RNA from Plasmodium cynomolgi strain B, 1770 nucleotides. RefSeq lists its product as hypothetical. Bases 1 to 1770 code for a protein of 589 amino acids. Gene Ontology annotation, molecular function: protein binding. NCBI's taxonomy places the organism in Eukaryota, Apicomplexa, Aconoidasida, Haemosporida, Plasmodiidae. The transcript has 2 exons. The record is from RefSeq and is a predicted model, not a curated record.
AUGCAAUACGUAAAGAGCAAAACGGCGGUUAUUCUGGGAUCGACUGACAAAUUGAGUAACCGCAGUGUUGCCAUAAAAAAUUCAAACACUUCGCUGAAAAAGGAGUUGCACACAGACGUGCAAGGGAAAAGACCCAACCGCGACGAUUCAUCUGAUGAGGAAAGACAGACAAGCGAAAAUGUGCCAAGAUUAAAGUCAUCCCUUAAAAAAAAAAACAGCUCUUUGGAUGGAAGCACUUUGGAACAGGUGAGCUUCAAACGUGCAGUUGUGGAGGGAGACCCACUGGGGGGGAGCAGUAGCGACGCUUCGGAGAGGCCGGUUAACGGGGCUACGUCGAAAAUGGGCGUAAUGCUGGAGGGAGGAGAAAACGAAGGUGAUGAAAGCAGCGUAGAUGAUGACCGGGACACAGAUGGGGGUGGCAACUCGGGUGAAGAAGAAUCGGUAGAGAAACCGAAGGGACCAGCAAAAAGCGCAAUCAAAAAAGUGUCCGUGUUCCAGCGGCUAGCAACGACGCACACUCUAAGCAGCAGCUACAGACGCCUAAGUCCAAAGCUGAAAAAACUGCACACAGAAAAUCUCCAAGGAGCCUUGAAAGGGGGGGAGCCCAAGAAAGCCUUCAGCAUGAGGGUAGACAAAAAUGUGAUCUAUUCUUCAUUCUCCCCGUACAAUAAAGCGAGAAAGGUAAAUGCGGAAAGGAAACUAAAUAUGAUUAGGGCCAAGACGCAGAUAUUAAAAAUAGCUGAGAGUUUCAUGAGCACAGAUAAAAUAAAGUCAUUCCAAAUGGUGGAGAGGCGGAAGACUCAAUCGUUUGCGAACAGGGGGAAGCCCCUUUCGGAGAAGUCGGAGAAGUUGGAAAAGUCGGAAAAGUCGGAGAGGAGGAAGCCAGGGGAUAUUCCGACUUCCUUGAGGAGAAGUUCAACCAAGCAUGGCGACUUGGGAAACGCUAACCAAGGCAAGGAACCCGAUGAAAGUGUGGUCAAAUCGAGCGGUCAGAUAGAGGCCAAUCAGAAAAAAAGACCAAUAUUAAGAAAGCACAAAAAGAUGGUUCUACAGAAAACGGGUAGCCAACAAGGAUUGCCAUUAUUUGAAAACAUGCUGGGAGUAAGUCCUUCAGGAGGAGUGUACUCAUGGGAUGGCUAUCAGUGGAAGAGAAUAAAUAUCUUCUACGAACGUUUCGUGUCCUUAUGUACUGAUAAAAAGGGACACAUCAUUUGCAUCAAUACAGAUUUCCAGCCGGGCUUUCUGAUGAGCAAUAGGUGCUUCCAAAAAAUAGAUACCCAUAGGGAAGAAGCUUUCUUUUUAAAAAUGGCCAUUAGUGGGAGGAAUAAAAUGUGGGCAAUAAACCUUCGGGGGGAUUUACAAAAAUGGGACAAGUACGAAUGGGUGCAGGAAAAGAAGGCCUACGGAAUAGCUAAGUUGAAGUCAUUGGCCUUUGACAGAAAUGAUCACCUGUGGGUUUUGGACGAGAAGAAUUAUUUUUACAUCUUCAACACGGAACGUAAGAAUUGGUUGCUCCACAGUGAUAGCAGCAGGGGGGGAGGUAACAUAAACGACUUUGAUUUUAACGAGAGCAAUUUUUUGGUGGCUGUCACCUCCGAUGGGAUGAUUAAAAUUUGUAGAAAUGGUCGGUGGGUGAAGUGCGGGAUGUUGGGACAAAUGAAAAUUUCCAGUUUGCACUUUUUGAGGAAGGCAGGGGGGGGAGAGAUGGGACCAGCCGUCUUAGCGAAGAAUCCCAAGAGGGGCGAGGGGGACCAUCGAUUUUAUAGUUGA